Messenger RNA from Gadus morhua (Atlantic cod), 2383 nucleotides. RefSeq lists its product as uncharacterized. The record is from RefSeq and is a predicted model, not a curated record. The transcript has 8 exons. Gene Ontology annotation, cellular component: cytoplasm. Gene Ontology annotation, molecular function: glycosyltransferase activity. Lineage: Eukaryota; Metazoa; Chordata; Actinopteri; Gadiformes; Gadidae. Bases 35 to 1345 code for a protein of 436 amino acids.
CCUGGUUCUUACUCUUCUGCUUUACUCGAUCGUAAUGGUGAUGAUCAGUCUCCUGCAGCCGGAGCGGGCUAACCGGCUGAAGCGUGAGGCCUGCGGCUGCAGCGUGCGCUCCGACUCUGAGACCUUCACCCGGGUCCCCGGCUCCAGGACCCUGCUCAUCAACGCCUUCCGCGAGCACCGCACGCCCGCGGCGAGCGUCCGCCUGCUGGCCAUCGUGCCCGGCGAGGAGCGCUCCCUGCGGAGCAGCUGUGUGUUCUGUUGCCAAGGGGACGGCGAGAUGGCGACGGCCACGGCCCAGCGCACCACCCACCGAUCCAACUAUUUCUUCCCAUACGGGACGGGAGACUUCCUGUGCCUGAUCCCACCCGGCUGCGAGCCCAGGUUCGUUGGGCUGUUGUCCGGAGACAGCGUGGACUUCACCAACUUCACCCUGCUGCCCGUCCUGAACCGGGCCUCCGUGGAGCGGCCCCGGCUCCCACUCCGCUUCACUCUGUGCAUCGCCAACAUGUUCAACAGCUACGACAACGUGCUGCAGUUUGUCCAGGCAAUGGAGCUCUACCGACUGCUAGGGAUCCAAAGAGUCAUCGUCUACAAGACCAGCUGCUCCGCUACCAUGGAUACGGUGCUUGAUUACUACUCCCGCAAGACGGGCUUCCUGCAGGUGCGGCCCUGGCCAAUCGACGCCUUCCUGAAGCCUUCCUCCAGCUGGACGCCGUCGCUGGGGCCGGGUCAGAUCCACUACUACGGCCAGAUCCCCUCCAGCAACGACUGUCUGUACAGGAGCAUGUACCAGUCCCGCUACGUCCUCAUGCACGACGCCGACGAGGUCAUACUGCCCGCAGGCAAUGUGUCUUUCCAAACGCUGAUCAGUGACCUAGAAAAAGCCCACGGAGAGAAGGUCAACUUCUACUUCCCCAACAACGUUUUCCCUUACGAAGAAAAGGAGGAGAACAGCAGGUUUGACUUUCCAGAGUGGAGGAACGUUCCUGGCUCCAACUUCCUGGGUCAUGUUCUGAGGGAGCUAGACACGUCGGGCUACAACACGGGGAAGCUUGUGCUGGACCCCCGUGGCGUCCUGCAGAUGGAGGUUCACAGCGUCCACGAACACAUCGACGGAGGACGCACCGAGCGGGUCGGCCGAGAGCGCGGCCAGCUGUACCACGUCCGGCGCAGGAAGAACAACCAGCAGGGGGCGCUGGUCCGGGACGAGGGGCUGCUGAAGGUGGCUGGGGCCCUGGUGGAGCGGGUCAACCACGCCCUGAGCUCCAUGGGUCUCCUCAACACCACCGCUGGCCCCGCUCCAACCUCAGCCCAUCCUAGUCCUGCCAUGGCAGGACUACGUUGACGUUAGCUACACGUUAGCUAAUACAACGUUAACGUCAGCUAACGCCAAUUUUAGAAAUGACAUGACUUUGUUACCUGGUAUGACAACAAGACAGAAAAUAAUUAAGACAGCAAAAUCAAUCAGAUUAUUUUCAAUGCAAAUUCCGGCCUCUUCCAGGACAUUUGAUAAAUGUAUCCAUGUUUGGAAAGCAAGCUUUUAAAAUCUAGGUUUUCCAGGACGCGUUGUAAUCCUGCGGGGGUCGCGGUGUUUGAAUGUGUGAAUGAAUGUGUGAAUGUUUUAUGUGGUAAAGAAAAGCACUGUUUAUUAUUUAUCAUAAUGAAUAUAAUUCAUGCUUAUCGACGUAAAACGACGAUCUCUCUCUUACCCCCAAACAGCUCCUCUCUUUGUAAAUUAUUCCACACCCUAAAAAAUGUAAAAAAUAACCAUGGACAUUUACCAUUAUGCAAAUGAGCCUUGCAGAGCCUGUUCGGUCAAUCUGCAUCCAGUGAGGACCGGCGGCCGUUCAGUCUCGUGGUUUAAUUUAACUUCCUGGUUUGAAGCACUUCCAUCGACCAUGUGGUGAACUCUCACCAGUGGCCAUUUGAGGGUGUGCUAACAACGAUUUCACUAUUGCAAACGUCCUCCACAUUGUAAAUACUGUGUAUGAGCACAGUGUAUCUUUAAUUAAUCUGUUUAUAGGAGACACUGGAAUUAUUAUAAUAUCCCAUAUUUUACUUUUCAUAUCAGCUGGGAACAUGGUCCGUGUGGAAUUUAUUGCGCUGUUGCACAUUGGCUGUUUCGGGCACAAACUCAAUUAUUUGGUAAAAAAUUGUAAGUUGUUUUUAAUACACUGGACAUGUAUACAUGGUUCAUCAUCUAUAGGAUUUAAUAACCUGUUCAUGGAUCUCGAUCUAUCCCUGGAUGCUGCUCUGAUCAGUUCAGAUUAUGUCCUGUCCAUUUAUUACAUGCCUUGUUACAGUACUUGAUUUCUGUACAGAUACAGAUAAUAUAUAAUAUAAGUCAGGCUGUUGGUCAUGUUUAAUAAAAAGUAAAUUCAUG